UCCCGCCGCGAUGCUGCCGGCUGCGGCGCCGCCGGGCCGGGCGGAGCGGAGCGGGGCGGGCAGCGGGGCUGCUCCCGCGGCGUGGCUCGGCUGGGCUGGGCGGCUCGGUCCGUGCGUGCGCCGGCACCGCUCCACCUGCGCGCCGAGCCGGGCGGCGGGGGAGGCUCCCGAGCGAGGCAGGGCUUCCCCCGCCGGACGUGGCAUCACGCCGCCCGGCGCCAAUCCCGCGCAGGGCGCAGCCCCCCGCCCCGGGCCCCGGCUCCGCCCCCGCCGCCGGCGCUGCGCAGCGCCGAGCGCCGCCGCCGCCCGCCGGCCCGGGCCGGCCCGGCCCCGAGCCGAACGGAGGGCGGCACGGGCGCGGGCGCUGCGGGGCAGAGCCGGUCUCCCUGCGGGGUCUCUCUGCGGGGUCUCCCUCCGGCCCGGCCCGGCGCAGCCCGAGGGCGAGGAGCAUCGCCGCCCCGCCUCUGCGACGGGAGGUCCCGGUGGCGGCGGCGCGGACAGCCCCUGCCCGGGCAGGUUUCACACCGGCCUUGGAGCACGGACGGCUGGGGCGCUCGGGGCGUCGAACGCCGUCCUUCGGGAAGGGCGCAGUGAAAACGGGCGUUAAACCCGUCUGUGUCUGCGUCGUGGUCCAGGUGCUGAACCUGAGGACCCCGAGUUUCCCCAGAUUUGGUGGGAAAACAACCACACAGAAGACUUGACUUGAAAAAACACUUGGCCAGACCAUUGAGCGGAAAGCAUCUUAAUUGAGAGCCUGGGAAUCCCAGCGAGGUCCUGGGGAGGCUAAAAGCGCCCCUUUAAGGGCAGAUGUGGGAAGAGAGGCGAUUUUCAACUACAGAUUCUCAGCUUUGGAGUUCAGUUCCUACAGCAGCCCACCAGCUCCUGAAACUGGUGCUCUGCCAGAUGUGUUUUAGACGGCUUCCCACAGAACUGAGGCAUCUGUGAUCACCUGUGUGUCAAGGUAAUGCCCUUGUGUUUCCCCCCAAAUGAGCUGGCAGGCCUUGGGCCAGUAUCUGACACGUUUCACAACAGAUAGGGGACCCAAAGAUCACUCCUCUGAGUUUUCUGGGAGCAGUUGUUUUCUAUGGAAAAAGGAGAGGGAAUCUGCCCCUGCCUCAGCUGCAGCACUUGUGUGAGCUUAUACCUUACUAGACAUCAGAAAUCCCACACAGAAACACGAGUGCCACCACAGUCCGUGUCCCCCCC
Molecule: messenger RNA, 1206 nt
Organism: Aquila chrysaetos chrysaetos
Lineage: Eukaryota; Metazoa; Chordata; Aves; Accipitriformes; Accipitridae
Product: skin secretory protein xP2-like
Exons: 2
Coding region: 11-607 (198 amino acids)
Source: RefSeq, a predicted model, not a curated record